Caenorhabditis briggsae is the source of this 465-nucleotide messenger RNA. The coding region runs from base 1 to 465 and encodes 154 amino acids. The transcript has 2 exons. The record is from RefSeq and is a predicted model, not a curated record. Lineage: Eukaryota; Metazoa; Nematoda; Chromadorea; Rhabditida; Rhabditidae.
AUGGCUCAAGCGGCUGCUGAGGCCAACCGUGGAAAGGUCAGAAUUCAUGAUGCUGGACAUUACGACGAAGUAUAUGAUAAAUGUGAAGAUCAACCACACACUCUGUCUCGUGCUCAAUCCAAUUGCUACGCAACAGCCAUCGGAAGACCUCUUUCUCCAGAACAAAUCCAGAUUUGUUCAAUUUUCUUAGAUUCAACUGUCACCUUUCGUUAUGCGGAAGCCUGUUUUGGAAGUGGCAAAACUUUGACGGCGGUGGCUUCUGGAGUGACUUAUGUGUCCGACAAUCCGAACGUUCGAGUUGCUUUCUUAGCUGAAACGAAUGCGGCAGUUAAUGCAGUGGUGGACGCCGCAAAAUUGGGAACUUUUUUCAAUUCACGGAACCAUCAUCAAAUUGCUGUUCGUUCUAAACAUCAUGCAAUCAAAAAACUGGAAAUCGAAGAAAGGCCUCCGAGACCAUCCAUAUGA